GGAAUGACUGUAACGGCGCUGUGCUUUGUAGAUUAUGCACUUCAGUAUUUUUGAGUUCAACUGAUCUCACUCUGGCUUGCGUUUUUUUGGUCACGGCUUGGCUGAGAGAUGCCGUUUUUGGGUUGCGUAGCAUCGCACCUGCAUCGGAGACUAAAAAUUCUGAGCCCCUUCUAGGCCUCUUGAAGAAACGGUCUCCACGCCAAAUUGUUCUGUGCAACUCGGUGCUCCGUUCGACCCCGGCCGUCAUCUUCUGCAUGCCUAGGUUUGCUUCACAAAUCGUAAUGUGGCUUCCGCUUGAACGGAUGUUAAUACCGUUGAGAGGGUAUUUGAACGUUGUGAUAAUAAUAUGUGUCUGAUUGAAUAUGUGUAAAG
This is a messenger RNA of Neurospora hispaniola, 372 nucleotides long. RefSeq lists its product as uncharacterized. The annotation marks the transcript as partial. Lineage: Eukaryota; Fungi; Ascomycota; Sordariomycetes; Sordariales; Sordariaceae. The transcript has 3 exons. The record is from RefSeq and is a predicted model, not a curated record.